Molecule: messenger RNA, 835 nt
Organism: Vespula pensylvanica (western yellowjacket)
Lineage: Eukaryota; Metazoa; Arthropoda; Insecta; Hymenoptera; Vespidae
Product: DNA replication complex GINS protein PSF1-like
Exons: 4
Coding region: 333-815 (160 amino acids)
Biological process (GO): DNA strand elongation involved in mitotic DNA replication; DNA replication
Cellular component (GO): GINS complex
Source: RefSeq, a predicted model, not a curated record
AAAAGUUCUUUGGAAAGAUGUCUCUACUAUUACAAUUGAGAAGCACAAGUGUUUGUUUACAUUUAUAUAAUUUACGAGCAAUAAUUGCACAAAAUUUUAUUCUCGCUUUUAAAAUCGAUGUCAUAAAAUAGUUAUAUUUUCUCAUUUACGAUAUUAUAGUGAUAGAUAUGUGUAUGUAGAAAUAUAUUUAAUCCAUUAUAUUUAAAUACAAAUCAUGUUUGGGAAAGAGGCCUUUCAACUAAUUACAGAACUCGAUUUGACUGAUGAUAUAAAACCUUUCAAUUCUUCUAAUUUUUUUUAAGGAAUCUGUAGUUCGACAAGUAUUGGAAGAAAUGCAAUAUCUUUAUGAAGCAAAUUUACUUGAUAGUAAUGCUAUCAAAAACGAUGGCAAUACUGCAUUACUUCCAUCCGUACAAUUUCGACAUGUAGCUUUAACUAGAAACAAAAGGUGUAUCUUAGCAUACUUGUAUAAUAGAAUGAGAAGAUUACGUCAAAUGCGUUGGGAAUUAGGUAGCAUCCUACCACCAGAAAUAAAUUCUAAUUUACUGAAUGCAGAAAUCCAAUGGUUCCAUUCAUAUAAUAAAUCUUUAGCUACUUAUAUGAGAUCUAUAGGAGAUAAUUGUGGACUUAAUUUGACAGUGAAUAUGUUACCACCUAAGUCUCUUUACAUUGAAGUUAAGUGUUUGACAGAUUUUGGCAAGCUAGAAAUUGAAAAUGGACAAGUAGUUACUCUCAAGAAAAACACCUAUCAUUUGUUACCUAGAGUAAUUUGCGAACCUCUUAUCCGACAGGGUAUACUAGAACAUCUCGCAUGAUGCAUUCGUUGUUUGAUAUU